Molecule: messenger RNA, 741 nt
Organism: Geodia barretti
Lineage: Eukaryota; Metazoa; Porifera; Demospongiae; Tetractinellida; Geodiidae
Source: the annotation of a GenBank genome assembly
AUGUACGAAGGGAUGAUUGCGGAAACUACCACGGUCCAGGGCCCCAAUGGGGACUCCAUUGGCGCCUACAUUGCCAAGCCCCUGGGCUCCGGCCCCUUCCCCGGUAUGGUGUUGAUUCACCACGCGCCGGGUUGGGACGAGUGGUACCGCGAGGCAGCCCGCCGCUUUGCUCACCACGGCUACGUAACCAUUUCCCCCAACCUCUACCACCGGAACGGCCACGGCGACCCCAGCGAGGUCGGCGCCAGGGUGCGGGAGUCAGGCGGCAUAUCCGAUGCGCAGGCUUUGGGAGACAUAGAAGGCGCGCUGCGCUUCCUGCAGACCCUCCCUAACCUCAACGGCAAGGUCGGCGUAUUCGGCACCUGCUCCGGCGGCAGGCUCACCUUCCUCUCCGGUUGCCGCAUCCAGGGCUUUGAUGCCGCGGUGGAGUGCUGGGGUGGACGGGUGGUUGCUUCCGGCGACGAACUGACCGCAAACCAGCCCGCAGCCCCCAUAGACUUUACCGCCGACCUGUCCUGCCCCUUGCUGGGAUUAUUCGGCAACGAUGACCAGUCGCCCACGCCAGAGCAGGUGAACUUGCACGAGGAAGAGUUAAAGAAACACAACAAGUCCUACGAGUUCCACCGCUACGAUGGCGCCGGCCACGGUUUCUUCUACUACGACCGCGCCAUGUACCGGCAGGAGCAGGCCGUGGACGGCUGGAACAACAUCUGGGCAUUCCUGGGGAAGAACCUGGCUUAG